Messenger RNA from Oryza sativa Japonica Group (Japanese rice), 1573 nucleotides. Lineage: Eukaryota; Viridiplantae; Streptophyta; Magnoliopsida; Poales; Poaceae. The record is from RefSeq and is a predicted model, not a curated record.
AUGGUAUUGAAGUAUAUUAAUGAAUGCGAGGAUUCUAGUAAGUACCUUUGCUACGGGAAAUGCAUCAAUAAACCUGGCGGGUAUGAUUGUUUUUGCCCUGCGGGUACCCGAGGAAAUGCUUCUAUUGGACCAUGUCGGAAAGAGAUUCCAUUGCUUACUGGUAUUGUUAUCGGUAUGGCUGCUGGUUUUGGAAUUCUUGUACUUAGCUUAUCUGUGGUACUCCUUAUCCGUAAACAAAGAAGUGACAUUCUGAAGCAACAACGGAAAAAAUAUUUUAGGAAAAACCAAGGCCUUCUACUACAGCAGCUUAUAUCAUCUGAUGAAAGAGCUAGUGAUAACACAAAAAUUUUCUCCUUAGAAGAGCUGAAACAGGCAACAAACAACUUUGACCCAACACGUGUUCUUGGUAGUGGAGGGCACGGCAUGGUUUACAAAGGCAUUUUAUCUGAUCAACGUGUGGUGGCUAUAAAAAAACCUAACAUCAUUAGGGAAGAAGAGAUUACUCAAUUCAUCAAUGAAGUUGCAAUACUCUCACAGAUAAAUCAUCGUCAUAUUGUAAAACUCUUUGGAUGUUGUCUUGAAACCGAAGUCCCUCUAUUAGUGUAUGAUUUUGUCCCAAACGGUUCACUAAAUCAAAUUAUUCAUGGUGCUACAAGUAAUAGGGAAUCAUCAUUGUCUUGGGAUGAUUGUUUGAGGAUUGCUACAGAAGCUGCGGGUGCUUUGUAUUACCUUCAUUCCGCAGCAUCAGUAUCAGUUUUACACCGUGACGUGAAAUCUUCUAAUAUACUUUUGGAUGCAAACUACACGGCUAAAGUUGCAGAUUUUGGUGCAUCAAGAUUGAUUCCUAAUGAUCAAACCCAUGUUUUCACCAAUAUACAAGGCACUUUCGGGUAUUUAGAUCCAGAGUACUACCAUACUGGACAUCUGAAUGAGAAGAGUGAUGUGUAUAGCUUUGGUGUAGUUCUUUUAGAACUGCUUCUCAGAAGGCAACCCAUUUUUGAAUGUGAGUCUGGCACAAAGAAAAAUCUAUCUAUUUAUUUCCUUUAUGAGAUAAAAGGAAGGCCAAUUACUGAGAUAGUUGCCCCUGAAGUUCUUGAGGAAGCGACCGAGGAUGAGAUAAAUACAGUUGCCUCUAUCGCACAGGCAUGCUUGAGGCUCCGAGGUGAAGAAAGGCCAACUAUGAAGCAAGUGGAAAUGUCAUUACAAUCUGUAAGAAAUAAAGGUUUCAGUUCAGCUGGUACCAGCCCAGAAAGCAAUCAUGGGAUGCAACCAGCCCUAUCCGAAACAUAUGUAAAUCUGCAUCAGCCUCUUGGAGUUCAUACAAUUGGUAUAAUUAAUUUAGCAUCUUCAAACUGCAAUAGCUUGCAGCAAGAAUUUAUGUUAUCCGCUAGUUUCGCAAGGUAAAUUAUAUUACUCCGGCUAUUGAAUUAUUUCUAGAUGUUUUCAUUAUAUAUUAUUGGGAACAUGUGCAUUCCCACAAUCAAUCUGUAUGUCCUAAAUAAUACGUUUUGUUCUCAUUUGUGAAACAUUAUUAAUUGUUUGUGUGAAUUUAAUGCAAUUUGUUUUGUAUGCU